Molecule: messenger RNA, 879 nt
Organism: Verticillium nonalfalfae
Lineage: Eukaryota; Fungi; Ascomycota; Sordariomycetes; Glomerellales; Plectosphaerellaceae
Exons: 1
Coding region: 1-879 (292 amino acids)
Cellular component (GO): cytosol
Molecular function (GO): oxidoreductase activity
Source: RefSeq, a predicted model, not a curated record
AUGGCUUCUCCUAUUCCCACCAAAAUCUACCGCACCAAGACGUACGAAGCCAUUUCUCCUCUUCGCCCUGAGCUCUCCACCUCCGAGAAGAAUGCUUUGAUUACUGGGGCUGCCAGUCCUGGAAUCGGCAGCGCCAUAGCCAAGUCUCUCGCCCAAUCCAAUCUCGGGAAUCUGGCCCUCCUUGGCCGCACUUUUAAGACCCUUGAGAUUACUAAAGCCAGCAUCGAGGCUCUGAAAACAGACACCAAGAUUCACAUCUACGUUGUCGACGUCGCGGACGCCUCUGCAGUUGACGCUGCCCUCAAAGCCUACACCGAGGCUAUCGAAGGCAAAAUCGACAUCCUCAUCGCCAACGCCGGCUACAUGCCUGACCUGACGACCAUUGCCGAAGCCACGCCCACCGACUGGUGGCGUGCCUUUGAAGUAGCAAUCAAGGGCAACUUUAACCUUCUUCGCGCCUUUCUCCCUGUUGCUGCUCCUGGCGCGUGUGUUAUCCACAUCUCGACGGCAGCGGUCUACUUGUCGUACAUGGAAACAUUUUCGGCCUACCGCGCUUCGAAGAUGGGGGGCACCAAGUUGUUUGAGUACUUCCAUCACGAGAACCCGAACCUCUUCGUGCUGCAGAUUCAUCCUGGUCUCAUUGGUGGCACGGCCAUGGCUGCCAAGUUUGGGCACAAAGCCGUUGACCUAGGGCUGGCGUUUGAUGAUAUCAGCCUGCCUGCCGAUUUUGUUGUGUGGGCUACGAGCGAUGAAGCAAAGUUCUUGAAUGGGAAGUUUGUAUGUGUCAAUUGGGAUGUUGAUGAGCUGAAAGCUAUGAGAAGCAAGAUCGAGGCUGCUGAUAAAACUCUCCCUGUCAUGGGCUUGCUUGGGUGGGACUAG